Messenger RNA from Stylonychia lemnae, 1083 nucleotides. Lineage: Eukaryota; Ciliophora; Spirotrichea; Sporadotrichida; Oxytrichidae. The record is from the annotation of a GenBank genome assembly.
AUGCAAGGAUAGAAAGAUUUCGGAAGUCUAACAGAUGAUGAGCAACUCCAAAAACUCAAGGAACUCUCAGAGCUCUUGAUUAGCAAUGGUCUUGGCCAUAUCAAGCCCAAGAUCUUCGAUCAGGUUGUAUGCCCAUUGAAGGCUCCAACUAUUAUGAGAUAGACUGCUCUUUUAGCAGAGGGUAGCGUUGUAGCUGAGCAAAAAGCUGCAGCUGACAAAGUGAAGAAAGAAGCAAACUAAACUAUUUUAGCUGGAAUCAAUCCAAGAACCGUCCAAUUCGAGAUUGAAUGUAAACUCGCUGUUGGUACUCCAAUGAUCGACAUCACCGAGGUCAUUGAUAUCAACACUGAAGAGGAGCACACCAUCUCUCACAAGCCAGGUCAAGUGAUCCUUCUCGACUUCUGGGCUACAUGGUGCCCCCCAUGCCAGGCUCCAAUGGCUCACAACCAAGAAAUGCUAGAGCAUAACGGCGCUAAAUGGGGAGAUAAGGUUAGAAUCAUCGGUAUUAGUAUCGAUUAGACUGUUCCACCAGUUCUAAAGCAUGUCAAGGCUAAGGGCUGGGAAAAGGUUGAACAUUUCCAUCGGGCUGGUUCUAGCUCAAGUGAAGACUACGGCGUUAAGGGAGUGCCUCAUGUCGUCCUAAUUGACACUAAUGGAAAGAUCGUUUAUAUCGGUCAUCCAGCUUCAAGAAAGCUAGAACAAGACAUCGAAACUUUACUUAAGGGAGAAGCACUUAAAGGUGUAGCCGGUGGUGAAGAAGAUGAGGAAGAUGAAGAAACUGCCGUUUUCAAUGAUGUCGAUGUCACUCAACUUUGCCAAGAAGUAGCUAAGUUCAAGGAUGCUGUCGAGGGUCUUCAAAAGAAUGAAGAGCUUAAGAAAGCAUCUGCUUCACUAUAAAGAGACUUUGUUGUUCUCGUCAGAGAGACAAAGUUCGACAAUGGAAAAUAUCUUUCAAAGGUCGAAAACAUCAAUGUCUUAGUUGGAGGCGAAACAGCUGUUGAAGAAUCUAAAGUUCAUAUUUAGAAGUUCUUAGAUGACUUCAAGGGAAAUUUCAAGUCGACCUGGAAAGUCCAAAAGGCAUGA